Molecule: messenger RNA, 985 nt
Organism: Tachyglossus aculeatus (Australian echidna)
Lineage: Eukaryota; Metazoa; Chordata; Mammalia; Monotremata; Tachyglossidae
Gene: WBP2NL
Product: WBP2 N-terminal like
Biological process (GO): positive regulation of DNA-templated transcription
Cellular component (GO): nucleus
Molecular function (GO): transcription coactivator activity; chromatin DNA binding
Source: RefSeq, a predicted model, not a curated record
AGCCCGCCGCGGGGGGAGGGGGCGCGCGCGCGCCCCGCUGACGAGUUGUGCUUGGCGGCGUCCAAGAUGGCGCUGAACCAGCAUCACUCCAGGGAGGGCGGUGGCGUCGUGGUGCCCAACGCCGAGUGUAUCCUCAAGCAGUGCAAAGAUGUGGAGCUCUCCUUCUCCGACGCGAUGGGCAAGCCGGAAGCCUUCAAGGGCACAAAGAAGGGAGCGCUCUUCCUCACCCCGUAUCGGAUGAUCUUCGUGACCAAAGGCAAAGACGCCAUGAUGUCUUUCAUGAUGCCCUUCUACCUGGUGAAGAACUGCUCCAUAGAGCAACCCCUCCUUUCCGCCAACUACAUCAAAGGCACAAUCAGUGCCGAAGCAGGAGGCGGCUGGGAAGGGCAGGCGGCGUUCAAGUUGUCUUUCAGCAGCGGAGGAGCCAUCGAGUUCGGGCAGAUGAUGAUGCAGGCUGCUACCAACGCUUCCAAAGGGAUCCCGCCUCCGAAUCCCAACUACGGCUACAUGCCGAUGCCAGGGGGCUACGGGCCCGUUGUGGGGGGCUAUGUGCCCCCACCCCCCUACAUACCUGCUGGUGCAUAUGGACCCGCCCCCCCACCCAUGGGCUACCCAUACCCACCACCUCCAGGAGUGUACCUGGCCCCGGGAGGCCCAGCUCCACCGCCCCCCUACCCGGGGCCGUCUCCCCCGGGACCCUCCGCCCCCGGACCCUCCUCCGCGGGGCCGUCGGCCCCUUCGGCCUGGAUGGACUCCGGCAUGCCAGGUGGCAAUAAGGCGGCGGAAGCGGCUUCGAGUGCGUAUUACAACCCAGCCAAUCCUCACAACGUCUACAUGCCCAUGGACAAGCCUCCUCCCUAUGCUCCUCCGGACGAGAAGAAGAACAACUAAGUGGAGCGGGGUGUCGGAGGACCGCGCAAUCCGAUCCUCCUCCCCCUGCUCCUUCCCUGCAACAACAACAAAAAAAGGAAAAAAAAAAAAAAAA